AUGGUUCUGUGGAACGGAUUUUCAUUUCAGGGUGUCCAAAUACUUCACUGGACCACUCGAUCGCGCCUUCCCGUGAUUCCCAUUGGUCUAAAGGACACCCACUUCAUCGACUUCAAGACGCACUUCUCGUCUUUCAUUGUCUCGCAUUAUCACGAGGAUCCGGGGAAGUUUAGCGAGGCACUAAAUCGACUCACCCUCUCCCGAUCGAAAGUUACGGAGCCUCAAAGGUCAGCAAAUGGUCUCAGAGAUUUCAGAGCUUACUAUAACCUCCUCAAUACCAUCGAACGACGAUUCUUCGACGAGUCUGUUCACCACGGAUUCCGCUUUUCUUGGUCCGAUGCAUUUACCGGGGAACAGCACAAUCAACGAUCGCCAGCUUUCGAAAAAGGCUCUCUCAUCUUCAACUAUGCUGCUCUCUGUUCGCAAAUUGCUGCUGCUUGCGUACGUCUCUUGCAAUCUCCUACCAAUGCUCAAAUUUCAGGAUUGGGAAGUUAA
This is a messenger RNA of Echinococcus granulosus, 495 nucleotides long. RefSeq names its product Rhophilin-2-B. The coding region runs from base 1 to 495 and encodes 164 amino acids. Gene Ontology annotation, biological process: negative regulation of stress fiber assembly. The record is from RefSeq and is a predicted model, not a curated record. Lineage: Eukaryota; Metazoa; Platyhelminthes; Cestoda; Cyclophyllidea; Taeniidae. The transcript is spliced from 4 exons.